AUGAAGGACUCAGAGCUGCUCGAACUACUUGAUGUCGAUGGCUCAGGAACUAGUGAACAGUGCAAAUGGUGUGCUUUAAGUUACGUCUGGGGCGGCGAUGUGCCCUUGAAGACUACCAAAGCAACGCAGUUGGCUCAUAAGGAACGUAUCCCCCUCGACACUCUUCCUCAAACCAUGAAAGACGCGGUUUAUGUUUGCCGAGGCUUAGGGAUCCGGUACCUAUGGAUCGAUGCCCUCUGCAUUAUCCAAGACGAUCAAGAGGAUCUCCGCGAAGAGGUCAACCACAUGCCUGAGGUUUAUCAGUACGCGACACUCACAAUAUGCGCCGCGUCAUCCACGAGCAUUUACGACGGGUUCUUAUACCGACGUGGAUAUUGGACCCACGGUUGCCACGCUAUGAAUGUUCGGAUUGCGAUCGACUGCAGUGAGAGUAUCGUGUUGUUGUCGUGCUCAACGUCAUGGUACGACGUGGUUCACGAAUAUACCACAAGAGCAGCAUCCUUAGCCUCAGACAAAUUGCGCGCGCUUUCCGCCGUCGCCCGGGUCUAUCACCUUGAGACAGGGAAGGAAUACCUAGCCGGCCUGUGGAAAGAAGACAUCCCAACUGCGCUUUGUUGGGGUAAUGGUCCAAAAGUAAGACGUGGGUCUGGGCCUUUUCUCACUUCUCAACGGCCUAGAGAGUACCGAGCGCCCUCUUGGUCAUGGGCAUCAAUCGACACGCCAGUGCGCUACUGGCAUGAAGACCGCGGCGCGCUGCUGAAGAUGCGUAAAUUACAGGUCUUGAGUGCUAGUAUCACACCAACAUAUCCAGACGGCGAAUUUGACUCGAUUGCCUCAGCCUUUCUGGUUCUCCACGGCUCGGUUCGGGCUGUGCCCCUAACGACACCUAUUGAAUUACAAGAAUUCAGGACCGAGGAUCCCACGUAUAGAUUCUCAUGCAUUUGGGUUGCUGGAGUCCGCGCUCGCGUCUACCCGGACGCCUUUGAAGAUCAACACGAGACUUUGGAUACGUUACGGUUUUUGCUACUGACUGAGUACAACCACAGUCAUCACCCAAAUAUAAGAUUCAAAGGACGCUAUAUGACCUAUCGCGGAUUGGUUCUCAAAUCCGUCCAAGCGCAAUCUGAUACUUUCAGCCGGAUCGGACACUUUGAAACUGAAAUAGAUGAACCCGACAGUCGCUUGCCGGAUUACUUGAAAGCCUGGACUCAUGCCAAGUUUUUCGAUUCUUUCGAGGAUCGAACUAUUACCCUCAUUUGAUAGCAUCCCCAGACUGUUGAUGGAGAGCCAUAUACACUUUGUACUGGGAGGAAAAGGAUUGGGCCGGCGGCUCCUGGAUACCUAGGUAUAGAGACAGUUACUGAUACAACCAGGUGAUGACAAGAAUGGUACCGGCUUCACAUAGUGUAGGUGUUUGUAAACUGAUUUAUCACGCGAACAACUUGUAACACUAGUGUUCGGGGAGGCAGCAUAGCUGCCUUCCCUUCCCCGGGCGAUGAGAGGCUGGAUCCUGGGUUGUGGCCCGUGUAGAUGCUGGAUACUGGGUUGCACCGAAGGUUGGAUCCUGGGUUGUAGCCCGUAUAGAUGCUGGAUAUUAGGUUGUACUGUAGGUGAAAUACAAAGUAGGGAGAAACCUUGGCUUUAAAA
Neurospora tetraspora is the source of this 1647-nucleotide messenger RNA. RefSeq names its product heterokaryon incompatibility protein-domain-containing protein. The transcript has 3 exons. Lineage: Eukaryota; Fungi; Ascomycota; Sordariomycetes; Sordariales; Sordariaceae. Bases 1 to 1260 code for a protein of 419 amino acids. The record is from RefSeq and is a predicted model, not a curated record.